Messenger RNA from Spirodela intermedia, 732 nucleotides. The record is from the annotation of a GenBank genome assembly. NCBI's taxonomy places the organism in Eukaryota, Viridiplantae, Streptophyta, Magnoliopsida, Alismatales, Araceae.
AUGACGGCGCUCGGGAGCCUCGGGGGGCUGUUCGAGAAGCCGACGCUGGUGGCGCCGCUUCCCUGGGGGGAGAUCAAGGCGGAGGGGGCUGGAUUCAGUGAGAUCUUCGGGGAGCUGCAUUUCGAGGAGAGGGGACCGGCGGAGGACCAGGAGACUCCGCCGUCGACGGCAGCUCAGGGCGCCGCCGGAGGAGGCUUCCCGUCGCCGCCUGGGAUGCCAGCGGGGGCCAGCGGCGGGGGGAGCUACUCCUCCAGGGGGCAUACCGAGUCCCUGCAAUUCUGCACCGAGGGGCUAGGGUUUGAGAGCUCCGACGACGUGGAGGACCUCUCCGGCUGGGAAUGGGGAGCCGGAAGGGGCAAGGAGGCGGCGGCGCACCGGCGGUCGGCGUCGGAAGGUUGCUCGAGGUACUGCUCACGCCGCCGUGGGAGGACGAAGCCGGACUUCCCGCCGCCCAUCUCCUGCUUCGGUAGCGGCGGCGGGAAGCCCUGCGUCCGCUUCAGGUCCUUCCGCCAGGACGGGAGGUUCGUCCUCACGGAGGUCCCCCUUCCCUGCCAGGAGUUCUUGCGGGCUUUCCGCAAGGACGGCCGGUUGAUGCUCCACUUCGUCCAGCCAGCCGCAGCAGACCUCAAUGAAGUUGCAGAGGACCCAGGCGACGGCGACGUUUACGGCGACGGCGAGGAAGGAGGAAAGGAACCAGAGGAAGACGAUGGAGCCCCAGACAAGACCGAAUGA